CAGUACGAAAGACGAUGUCGAUUACCUUUAGCGGUAUCAAUCGUUCCUGCAGUAACAGUUGCUGCCUGGCAUGUAUUGCCGGGCGAUGGACCGACAACGCGAUAUGUAGUUGUGGACGUGACAAAUAAUACCGAGUGGGAUGCUGAAUUAACUUAUGGGAAAGAUCGAGUGAUCGGCGUACAGCCUAAAGAGUUUUGCAGAGUACCGCUCCUAUGCAAAUGUUGUUCCGAAGUAGCAUCGAAUGCAUUUCAAGAAGCAGCUAGCCGAACAUCUCAUAUGAUGCAAAUGCAGGAAAUGGAACGAUUACGGCAAAUUCUAGAACGUCAUGUAUCUUGGCAUCUGGAUAUUCGUUGGUCUAUCUCCAGUUCAAAUCUUUCAGGAUCAGUACCCGUCGGACCCUUGCUUUCUUCUGUUUCACUCCUCAAACAGCUUGUUGUACCAGUUAUUUCUGUUCAGGCUAGUGUCAAUGGAAUCCUGUUCAUGAGUGACGAUGAAAUUGCUGUUGGUAUUGGUGAAAUAGUCGACCUCACUUUAAGUUUAAUUACUCCUACAAACGGUAACGUUCGCAAACUUAAAGCUUGUUCAGUCUUUGAAGCUGAUAAUAAUUUUAUCUUUGCAGCUUUACAAAAUACUCGUUCAUUUAGUGGUUUAAUACAGCUUCAGUGCUACCGUGAUUUGCAAAAUGGAUCCUUUAUUGAAAGUAAUGACAAUAUGAUUGUGCUAAAUACUGAAAGUAUACCUUUUCGAAUAAUGCAGCAAGAAGAAGUGGUUGAAACAGCUACUGCAUCACCUUCGGAUACUAUCUCAAUCGAAAAUGAUUAUGCACCGAUAGCAGCUGCUAAUUUCAAUAACGAACUUGUAGAACAAGUGAUAAUUCGGGAAACUUUUCAUGCUAAUUUCCAACUUUUAUUUCGCCAUGAAGGAGCGCAUAAGCGGAUUGAGAUUCUGUUCAACUGGCUUAGCGCACUUACGGAAUUUUCGAACGAUGAUGUUAAUGGACGACAUAUAUGUAAUAACGAUGAUGGCGUCAUCCAAAAGCAAAAUAGAACUGGGAGUAAGAAAAAACAAAACGUGGAAAAUUAG
This is a messenger RNA of Acanthocheilonema viteae, 1083 nucleotides long. The record is from the annotation of a GenBank genome assembly. NCBI's taxonomy places the organism in Eukaryota, Metazoa, Nematoda, Chromadorea, Rhabditida, Onchocercidae.